This is a messenger RNA of Nematolebias whitei (Rio pearlfish), 1404 nucleotides long. RefSeq names its product megakaryocyte-associated tyrosine kinase (gene matk). The record is from RefSeq and is a predicted model, not a curated record. Gene Ontology annotation, molecular function: protein binding; ATP binding; protein tyrosine kinase activity. The transcript has 11 exons. Gene Ontology annotation, biological process: protein phosphorylation. NCBI's taxonomy places the organism in Eukaryota, Metazoa, Chordata, Actinopteri, Cyprinodontiformes, Rivulidae. Bases 4 to 1383 code for a protein of 459 amino acids.
CAGAUGAAUUGGGCUGCUGGUGUUCAGUGUGUAACCAAGUGCGACAACAGAAAACCUAAACCUGGAGAGUUGGCAUACCGCAAAGGACAUGUUCUCACUAUUAUUGAUACAAGCACGAGGAAGGGAUAUUACAAGGCCAGACACAACACCACAGGAGAAGAGGGCUUCAUAAACUCCAACAAUGUGCGUGAGAGAGAGGCGCUCCGUGUCGACCACAGCCUCAGCUUCAUGCCCUGGUUUCAUGGGAAGAUCUCCGGCCCAGAGGCGGUGAGUAAGCUCCAACCGGCUGAAGAUGGCCUGUUCCUGGUGCGAGAGAGUAUCCGCCAUCCGGGUGACUACGUCCUGUGUGUCAGCUUCUCUGGAGAGGUCUUUCAUUACCGCGUGAUCUACCAGGACAACAAGCUGACCAUCGACUACAAACAGUUUUUCUACAACCUCAUCGAUAUGAUUGAGUUCUACUCCAAAAACAAUGACUCUGUUGUUACGACUCUUAUGAAGCCCAAAAAGAAACAAGGCACCAAGUCAGCUGAGGUGGAGCUCUCCAAAACUGGGUGGCUGCUGGACAUCACAAAACUCACCCUGGGAGAAAACAUAGGAGAAGGGGAGUAUGGCGCUGUUUAUCAGGGGGAGUACAUGGACCAAAAGGUGGCGGUAAAGAUCAUUAAAUGUGACGUGAGGGCUCAGGCCUUCCUGCAGGAGACUGCAGUCAUGACGAAGCUGCAGCACAAAAACUUGGUUCGGUUGUUGGGCGUCAUCCUUCACAAAGGGCUCCACAUCGUCACAGAGCUCAUGACCAAGGGCAACCUGGGUAAUUUUCUCAGGACAAGAGGUCGUUCAGUCAUCAACUCCGUUCAGCUGCUCCGCUUCGCUCUUGACGUGUGCGAAGGGAUGGAGUACCUGGAGUCGAAGAAGCUGGUCCACAGAGACCUGGCGGCUCGAAACGUUUUGGUUUCUGACAACAGCGUGGCCAAAGUCAGCGACUUUGGGCUGACCAAAGUGGACUCCAAGGAGUCGGACAAAGCCAAGUUGCCCAUUAAAUGGACCGCUCCCGAAGCUCUGAAGAAAGAGAAAUUCUCAACAAAGUCAGACGUUUGGAGCUUUGGUGUCCUCCUGUGGGAGAUCUUCUCAUACGGUCGCCAGCCGUACCCUAAGAUGUCUUUGAAGGACGUGAAGGAGAAUGUGGAGGGAGGUUAUCGGAUGGAUGCUCCAGACGACUGUCCUGCGGAGGUUUACACCCUCAUGAGGCUCUGCUGGGAGCAGGAACCUCGCAGGAGACCCGGAUUUUCCAAACUAAGAGAGAAACUCGAACAGGAAAUGGUUAAACGGAGCCCUCGACCAGAGGCAAAGCAUCGAGAAGGAAUGGGGUCUGGAUCUAGAAGCUAGAUAAUUCUUUUCUUCAAACAG